Molecule: messenger RNA, 2261 nt
Organism: Rhineura floridana
Lineage: Eukaryota; Metazoa; Chordata; Lepidosauria; Squamata; Rhineuridae
Product: zinc finger and SCAN domain-containing protein 23-like
Exons: 2
Coding region: 1231-1818 (195 amino acids)
Source: RefSeq, a predicted model, not a curated record
CUUUAUAUAUUUCUGCUUUAACUGAGUUUAACUUUGUCUAACUGACAAAACUAUCUGAACUGACUUGGCCUUCAGAUUCCAUUCAACUUCCAGAUACAGCAACAUAUCUUCCCUUCUCAUGCAAGCCAAACCAGUUUGGAGACUUCUCUGCAGGCAAGUAAAAGAAUUCUGUUCAUUCUUGAGAAGCACAACAAAGAUUUUUCUUCAAGACAGAAUUGUUAUCAUAUCUCACUUGACAGCUGAGAAAAUUAACACACAAGACAGAAAAAGAUAAGAAGUCAUCAGAAUGGAUUGUUCCUUACGUUGGACUGAUUAUUACUGUUUCCUAGGAAGAUAUAUACUUCAUUUGUGUGUAUGUAUGGAGGGAGAGAGAAUGUAGCUCCUUUUCUUGGUACUUGUCAUUGAUUCUAUUUUGAUUGUUAGUUGUUUGACAUUCCGUGGCUCAGGGAGGUGGAGACAACAAAAAGGACCAAAUGAAAUGUGUGUUUGCUCCCUUUUCCUUAAUUCCCGUUCACAGGAUGACCAUUGCCUCAAAUGGAGAUCUGUUGGCAGGUCAUAUCUACAAAGUAUACAGUUUUUCAGGCUUUGUAGCAAAGCCAUAUGCUGGGCAUGAGUUCCAUGUUCUCCCAGGGAGGGCUGGUUUUCCCCCCGUUCUGUCUGAACUUAAUUUUCUGUAACUGCCAAAAGUAGCUGAACUGACUGGUGUUAUCACACAUGUGCCCAUCCAGACAGGUAACCCCUGGGAUACAGAAGGGACCUUUUAAGAGUGAAUAGAAAGUGCUACUGAAAAUUGGCAAUCUUCUCAUCAAAGAAAUCAAACUCAGAAGACCUCGACUGAAAGUGAACAACCGUGUUUUAUUAAAAGGGUAAAUAGGUGAAGAGAGCCUACAGGACAGGGCAGCCCCCACCCGCAUCCAUAUCCCAUCACUCAAUGCCUGCUGAGGUGAGGGUAAAGUCAGUCCUUCCUUAAUUUAUGACGUCAAUCCCCAAAAUGUAGAUCACUGGGUUUUUAUCAAAGCUUAUAUGGUAGAAACAAUAAUCCUCAUAUUUGACUAUUCUUAGCCAGCACCUUUCCUGCUCUGCAAGCCUCCGGUCUAGGCAUAGUGAUCCCUAUUUGGCUUCGCUCAUUCUAUGAACUUCGCUUCUUCUGAACACGGCCUCAGAAUGCUGAAAACCAUUCCCAGAAGCAGAGAAGGGAUGAGGACCCCAUGAAAGGCCAAGAGAUCAAAGAUGGAACAGCAAGACCCAGCUACCCCUGAAGCAGGACUUGGCCCUGUUGCCAUCAAGACUGAGACCCAUGGGGAGGAAUUCUUGGGGGGAAACGUGCAGAAGAUCUUGAGGGAGAACCCUCUCAGCUCAGAUGUGCAGCGCCAGCAGUUUCGGCGUUUCCCCUACCAGGAGGCUGAGGGGCCCCGAGAGGCUUGCAGCCGACUCCACCUUCUUUGCCGUGAGUGGCUGAAGCCAGAGCGGCACACAAAGAACCAGAUCCUGGACCUGGUGAUCCUGGAGCAGUUCCUAGCUGUCCUGCCCCCAGAGAUGGAGAGCUGGGUGAGGGAAUGUGGGGCUGAGAGGAGUUCCCAGGCGGUGGCCCUGGCAGAAGGUCUCCUCCUGAGCCUGGCAGAGGACGAGAAGCAGGAAGAGCAGCAGGAAAAGUCUGUCUAUGCAGAAAUAGGAACUGAUUUCUCUGAGGCAGAGAGGACUCCAUCGGACAUCAGGCAGAGGCUGCUGGGUAAGGAUGAAUGGGCCGUAUCUCCAUUUGGUCUGUCUCUGUUGAUGUUGACUCCUUUACUCUUGUCUCCGAGAGCCAGUGUGGUGUAGUGGUUAAGGUGUUGGACUACGACCUAGGAGACCAGGGUUCAAAUCCCCACACCGCCAUGAAGCUCACUGGGUGACCUUGGGGCAGUCACUGCCUCUCAGCCCCAGAGGAAGGCAAUCGUAAACCUUCUCUGAAUACCUCUUACCAUAACAACCUUAUUCAUAUGGUCGCCAUAUGUCGGAAACAACAUUUUCCAUGCUCGUCUCCAGCUUUUUCCACAGCUCAGAAAUGCUCCUACUUACAUCAUGAUUUUUUACGUGGGAACCAUCACUUUGAUUUCUGGCUUAGAGCUCAAAUGAGGAGAUGUUUUAUCGCACAACUGAAACAUAAAUUGUGAAUAAAUACCUCACUCAGCUGAUAAGACCCUCAUGCAGUUAGACACAUAUAUUUUAACCUCUGAGAAUAGCGUACUGUAUAUUACAGGCUUUUGGGCCUAUUUUCUUUU